GCUUUGCUAUUUUGAAAAUGAAUUUUUCACUAAAUAAUAUUAUGUUUACAGAGUUCAAUUCGUGUGUAACUAUUUAAAACAAUUGAAUAAUAUUACAUAAAUAUUGCUAUAAGUAAUUAAAUGAAUUAGCUUGUUAGCUGUUAUCAUUGAGCAAGUUCUGUUUUACGCAAACAUACUACAAUGGGGCGCAAAGUGAUUGUUGCAGUAUGCACUUUAAAUCAAUGGGCUCUAGAUUUCGAAGGAAAUCUUAACAGAAUUCUACAAUCAGUACAGGAAGCAAAAGAGAUGGGAGCUUUAUACCGCACUGGACCAGAAUUAGAAAUAAGUGGCUAUAGCUGCGAAGACCAUUUUUACGAACCAGACACAUUCCUACAUAGUUGGCAGGUUUUAGCAGAGUUGCUCAAGUCAUCCACAUGUAAAGAUAUUCUAGUUGAUGUCGGUAUGCCAGUACAACACCGUAAUGUAUCAUAUAAUUGUCGAGUAGCAUUCCUUAACAAAAAGAUUUUGUUGAUCCGACCAAAGAUGAUGUUGUGUGAAGAUGGCAAUUAUAGGGAAUCCAGGUGGUUUUCGUGUUGGACUAAGGAACGUCAAAUUGAAGACUUCUUUCUACCAAGGAUUAUUACGUCUAUCACAAAUCAAAGCACAGUUCCUAUUGGCGAUGCAGUUAUAUCAACCAAAGACACUUGUAUUGGAUUUGAGAUUUGCGAAGAGUUGUGGAAUCCGAAAAGUCGACAUAUACCACUUAGUCUCGACGGCGUAGAGAUAAUUUCGAAUGGAUCCGGAAGUUAUAUGGAACUUCGAAAGGCCUACGUCACAGUCGACUUGGUAAAGAGUGCGACGUUCAAAAGCGGUGGAGCCUAUUUAUUCAGCAACUUGAGAGGUUGCGAUGGUCAGAGAAUAUACUUCAACGGUUGCUCCUGUGUGGCUGUUAAUGGGGAAAUUGUUAGUCGAGGACUGCAGUUCGCCUUACAUGAUGUGGAAGUUGUGACAGCAACAAUAGAUCUAGAGGAGAUACGGGCAUACCGAGCCAUGAUACGGUCUCGAUGUCAUUUGGCGGCUUCGAAUCAACCAUUUCCACGAAUAACUGUUGAUUUCGCUUUGUCCGAUGACCAAGACAUGUUUCUGCCUGUUAGCACGCCUAUUGAAUGGAAGUAUUUGACUCCCGAGGAGGAAAUAGAACUAGGUCCGGCAUGCUGGCUUUGGGACUACUUGCGGAGAUCAGGUCAAGGAGGAUUCUUUCUGCCGCUGAGUGGAGGAGUUGACUCUACGAGCACAGCCUGCAUUGUAUACUCCAUGUGCACCCAGAUAUGUGAGGCUGUGCAGAAAGGAGAAAGUCAGGUGCUGUGUGACGUCCGUAAGAUCCUGUGUCAGUCAGACUACACUCCGUCCGAUCCCAUGGAGCUCUGCAACAGAUUGCUUGUCACGUGCUACAUGGCCACAGAGAACUCUAGUCAUGAAACUAAACAGAGAGCCUCGCAGCUUGCCAGUGAAAUAGGAAGUUAUCAUUUCUCAAUAGUCAUCGAUUCAGCCGUCAGUGCUGUGAUCGGUAUAUUUACAACAGCUACGAGCCUCGUGCCCAAGUUCAGAGGCAAAGGUGGAUGUCCGAGGCAGAAUCUGGCUUUGCAGAAUAUUCAGGCCCGUCUCCGUAUGGUACUGUCGUAUCUGUUCGCUCAGCUGAUGCUAUGGGUCCGAGGGCGCCCCGGCGGACUCUUAGUAUUGGGGUCUUCGAACGUCGACGAGGCUUUGAGAGGCUACCUAACCAAAUAUGAUUGUUCGAGCGCCGAUGUGAACCCUAUCGGAGGCAUUUCUAAGACAGAUUUGAAGUCCUUCUUACAAUACGCUAAGAGUAGGUUCUUCCUACCCUCACUGUCGGAGAUAUUACAAGCGCCACCAACGGCUGAACUAGAACCGUUAGCCGAGGGUAAGAUAACGCAAACUGACGAAGAAGACAUGGGAAUGACGUACGCUGAGCUGUCAGAGUUCGGGAGGCUGAGGAAGAUGCAGGCGUGUGGACCGUUCAGCAUGUUUCAGAAGCUGGUGCACACCUGGGACAACUGUACUCCGCAAGAGGUGGCAGAAAAAGUGAAGCACUUCUUCCGCUGUUACGCGAUAAACCGCCACAAGAUGACGGUACUGACGCCGUCCUACCACGCCGAGUCGUACAGCCCUGACGACAACCGUUUUGACCACCGCCAAUUUCUGUACCGGGUGCAUUGGAACUGGCAGUUCAAGAGAAUUGACGAAGCGGUGACUCACAUGGAGAAGAAAAAACGUGGUUCCGUACCAAAUGACGCCGAGCAAAACCCCACGAUUAACCAUAUGUCGAUUGUUCCGCCACAUUUCAAUAUGAGAAGAGAUAGAAAGGGCGUACUUAUCUAGAUGUGUCUAUCUAUUUAUUUCUAUGUCUGCAAUGGCACUGUCUCAAUAUCAAUAGAGCGUAUUGUUGUCUCUUUUAUUCACAAUUAUGAAGACAGUGACAACAAUACAAGUUGGAGCUUAAAUGUUUGUUGUACCCGCACAAAAGUAGAAUAAUAUAAGACUUUUUUUACACUUAUUUAAAUAGUCUAAAAAUUGUAUACACGAUGCUGGAUAUUAAAGAAACGCAAGUUCUUAAGCAUAUUAUAUAAAAGAUUUGCGAUUAUAAAAAUAAAUACAGGGUGUCCAUAUACCAUUUAGAUUGGUCAGUAUGGGCAAGUCUGAAAAUAUAAGAUAUACGGUUUAAAGUUAAAAUCCUGUGGUUUUAUCACAUUAAAACGAAUACGCAUACACACACGUACUCACAAUCCCACCUUCACACUCAUACACACACACACACACAUAUUUAUUUGUGUAUAUAUAUAUAUAUAUACAGACUAGCAUCUGCCCGAAUACAAUCAUGGUGUUUUACUGUGUUGAUUGCUUAAAAUUCAGGCCUUUAAAAUGUUAACCCCCUUUUGGCUGUCAGAUCAUAUAUAAACAAAUAAAGAUGUCUUCAUAAGAACCAUGUCAUUGAUUUUAGUGACAAGAAAAACUUCGUUCAUAGAUUUAAAAAAAAAUAGUACUCACUUCGGAGAUCGAACCCGAAGGUACCUAUUUAAAAAUUAUACGUAGGUAGACAUAAACCCCUUUAUUCAUAAUGUUCCGCUAACUUUAAACAGCCGCUAAGGAGUGUUUUUUCUCAUUCUGACUUAGGUCAAUAGAAGAAGACAGAGUGAAAAUUAGCAAUGCUUUUAGUUAGAAGACUAUUAUGAAUAAGGGGGUAAUUCUAUAGUCGAGGUCGCUCGAUUUAACCCCACUAGAUUAUAUCUUGUGGGGUUACGUUGAAGAAGUGUACGAAAGAAGCUAACUAUGGCUAUGUUAUAGCCAUAGAGGCAAUUUUGAAAACAAAUUCAUCACCUGAUGAUACAAUACACAAUACUAAAAUUGUUCAAUAUUAUUAAUUUGUUAUGUUUAAAGUGAUAUCCUUCUGGGAUUAAUUAUUUAAAUUAAAUUUGUAACCGAAAUUUAUGAAUAAUGCGGGACCCGAACCCGCGAACUCUCGGGUUCCGUCCGAGCGCUGUUACCAACUGAGCCAUCUCGGGUUGUUGCUCCAUCUGCAGGUUAUCAACUGUAAAGAAAAUUUAUUGAAGUAGGCGUUACUUUGCGGAAAUCCAUAAUUAUCCAAAUGUUAAACGAGACUCAAGUGGCAUCAGUCCCGUGCCAGAGUUAGGCGAGUUAACAUGUCCUAAGGAUGCAUACAAAUAUUGGCGAAAUUAACACUUGAAAUUGAAUAACUGUAAGAAGAUCCUGUAGAUGGAGCCACAUCCUGAGAGUUGAACAAGUUAUACCAAAAUUUACGACCUUGUUGUUGGCUCAGUUGGAAGGAGCGCUCGGACGGAACUCGAGAGGUGCGAGUUUAAUAUUGUAAUGAAAAAGAAAUGGCUGUCAUUUCGAACACCUACUAUAUUUAAUUAAAGAAUAUGUAAAAUAAUGCAUUUAUUUUAGUUAUAAGUUUCAUAGUAACAGUUCCUUACCUACACAAUUGAUAUCUAAAUAGAAAUAAUGUAUGUUUUAUUUUUCUUAACAUCCGGGUUCGAUUCCCGAACUGAGUGCUAGUUUUUUUUUUUAUUUUAAUUUAAUUGUUAUUUAUUUCAUGUUAAAAUUUGUAUUUGCUCAGUCGCUUUAUACACGCUUGCCUGCAAAGUGGCUAAGUUUUUAUCUAAUUUAGAGGUUAUUUAAAUAAUAAUGUAGAAAUAUUAAGAAUUGAAACUUUUGUCGAUUUAGAUUUGUGAGUAGUCAUAUAUUUUGGCAAAGCAUGUGAUGAUAGUUAUAGCUAAGGGAAUUAGUAGGUAGUAUAUAAUAGUUUUAAGCCUUAUUGCCUUUCAAAUAAAUAUGUAUUAUAUGUUACUCCUAGCUGACCCAGCAAACGUUAUUUUGUCAUAUAAAUUAUCUUUAGAGUUAGACCGUUUCUUGGACAUUGCAACAUUACUUUAUUUUUCUAAAAUAAACGUAGCCUAGGUUACUCCUUAUUACAUCAGCUACCUGAUAAUAAAAGUCCUGUCAAAUUAGGUCCUGCCAUUUCAAUAUUACAAACAGACACUCCAAUUUUAUUUAUAUGUAUGUAUACAUUACAGAUAAUAUAUCAGGGUUGUUAAAUUGUUUUUUAUAAUGUCACCACCUUAUUCUAUGUCGAAAAGUUGUACAAUUAUUUUUGAGAGUAUUAAUUUAUUAUUCGAAAUAUAUAUUUCUUGCAAUUCUUUCUUCCACCAUUUAACCCAUGUCGUAAAAUUAGGUUUUUCCGUCUGGGGCUUCUAACUUCCAAAUAAACAUACAGGUUUGGAUUUGUGGUUUAUUUAAAAACCAUUUUUUAAAUGUAAGUUAAUGUGAAGUAGAUGCUUUUAAGCUAUUUUAGUGUAGCAUUUGAGUAUAUUACUAAUUAUUGAUGGAUAUUAUUUUUUGACAUGUAUUGAUUCUGUAAUCUGUUCCUUAAAUAAUCUUCUCGAAAACAAUUUUAGUAGGUAUUCAAUGGUCUAAAGAUUCGAUUUUUUACGACGUUAAAGUAAAUUCCGAUAAGUAACUUAUUUAAAACAGAAACUUUAUUUAUGAGCUGCUUACAUUGAGAAUCUAAAAGUUCAUUUUUGAUUUAGUGUUAGUAGCUGAAUAUAAGUACAUAAAAUCAUAUUUUUUUAAGUCUACCGUCAUCAGCCGAUAAUUAUACAUUUAACUCUUAAGUUAUCGGAUAAAAUCCUUUGAAAUAACUUAUAAAUUAUGUUUAAAACUGCUCAGUGUUAAUGUAUUUAAACAAAAAUGUGUUUUAUGUUAUGGAAUAUAUUUUAAAUAUAUUUUUUGUAAAACGCCAGUAACCUAUUUGUGAAGAAGAUUAUUUUAAGUAGGUAGGUAUACUUACUGCAACCUUAUAGAUGCUUAAAGCGAAUUAUUACUGUUAUUAAUCAAAAUAUAUGUUCAUAUGUAAGUGACUAAGUUUUUAAUAAGAAAUAAAAUAAUUUAAACUUAAAACUAGUGAAAUUACUGGGCAAAUGAGACUUAAUAUCAUAUGUCUCAAGGUGACGAGCGCAAUUGUAGUGCCGUUCAGAAUUUUUGAGUUUUUCAAGAAUCCUGAACGGUACUACAUUGUUAUGGGCAGGGCGUAUCAAUUACCAUCAACAGAACGUCCUGCUCGUCUUGUCCCUUAUUGUCAUAAAAAAUACUGUAUACCUUAUUAGUGUCAUAUACAUACGUAUAUCGUUAAGUAGUAUUCGCUCACUUGUAAGUCACUCAAAUGGGGUUGUUACUGUAGGUUAGUUUUUAACGUUUUACGGCAGUUCCCAAUAUACUAUCUACAGAUAGAGAUAAAUUACUACCUUCUACUGUCAGUAAUUAGCUGUCAAUAAUCUGAAGUUGUCCCAAUAUACCCGAUAACUCUUAUCGCCUUAUAUUGGGACGCAUGAAUUGCAAUUUCCAUACAAACUUUAUAUCACUGGUAAGCUAUACGUCGUCCCAUUGACAGACAGCGUGCACGGGUAAGGAGAGUUACCGUCGAUAAGUUUAUUGGGACAGAAAAGUCAUCGAAAGUUAAGAUUUUAAUCUCAAUUAGAGAUUGACUGAAUAUUGGGAACGGGCGUUAGUGAGCGUGGGUGGCGUUGGUGUCGUACCAUUAGGUGACCGGUACCUACACUACUUUGUUCUCCGGUUUUUUUUUAAAGUUGUUGUGUACUUAUGUAUGCACGCAAGAAGUUAUUCUUCUUUGGCGUAUCAAAGCAAAAGUUCUUAAAAUUAUUUAUUCCUCGUGCUAUUCUACGUUUGUAGAAAGAACAAUAUUGUAAAAAUCUUGCAAAGAUGGCUUCGACAAUAAUUAAUUAUUAAAUAACGAAUACGGAUGAUGGGCUUGAACCCUUUGCCUGUCCUAAUAAUGGACGAAGAAACCAAAAAAAAAAACGAAUGUCGCAAACGUCAGAAAAUUUUAGGAACCAACUUCACCCUGACACUUUUGUUUUACAGUGAUGCGCGCGCAUCUUAAAAUUUCACUCUCAUCAUUUUUCUAUAACGCGUCUAAAGAAGUAUAACUUCAAAAAUGUGAAAUAUAAAAUGAAGCAAUGUAUGGAUUUUGGUUACGUUUUUUUUUUCAAUAUAUAUAUUUAUAUUGUAAUUAUUAUGACGGGUACUCACGAAAUAUAUUCUAUAUCUGCAGUACAAAUACAACAGAAAGACCCGAAAGUAUGGACGUCGUCAGUAGUGUGUGUCGUGAAUUACUGAAUCAAACACCAAAACGAUUUAGCCGCCACGCGGACAGAUUGAUGUACUAUUUGUGUCAAGUGUCAAUGUGUCAAGAGUUUCCGCCGCCUCCGCAAUUUCGCCGGGCACCCCUUGCUUUAUAAAAAGUAGAUUUUGUAUUUACAUAAAAUAUUAUAACAAUAAAAUAUAAUCUGCUUGAAGUGUUUAGAAGUGUUUGCGAUGGUCGGCAGCUCAAGAUCGCGAUGGAAGUCUACGAACGAAUCAUGGCGUUAUGUUCUGAAUUCAUUAGCCUCUGUUUGACCAUUUUUUUAUGGAAAAAAAAGUACAAACGAGCGUACGGCUUACCUGGUUUUAAGUGAUCACCGCCGCCCACAUUCUCUUACAAUCCAAGGAAUCACAGGAGCGUUGCCGGCCUUUAAGGAAGGUGUACGCGCUUUUUUUUAAGGUACCCAUGUCGUAUCGUCCCGAAAACACCGCACAAGGAAGCUCAUUCCACAGCUUUGUAGUGCGUUGAAGAAAGCUCCUUGAAAAGCGCACGAACAAAUGCGGUUAAUGUUCCGCCUUAUUGACUUCCUAAAAAUAAUCAUUGUUAUCCGUGUUUGAACGUAUUGGUAAUGCGUAUAUUUUUCAAGAAAGGAUAUAUUAACUUUAUAUUAAAGUAGUGGACCCGACAGACGUUGUCCUGUACAAACGUCUUAUAUUUGAAAAAUCGGUCCAGCCGUUAGGAGUUCACUAACUUACACAUGAGCAAGAGAAUUAUAUUAUAUGGAUGGAAUUGAGAAUCUAAACCAAUCGCAAAUUCACUGGAACUCACAAAAAAAAUCAUCAAAAUCGGUCCAGCCGUUAAGGAGGUAGUUCAAUUGUGAAUAUAAACCAUUCUCGAAUCCACCUGAAGACACACAGAUAGUUUCAUUAAAAUCGGUCCAGCCGUUUAGGAGAAGUUUAGUUACACCAGACGCAUAAAAGAAAUAUACAAAACUAGCUGACCCGACAGACGCUCUGUCAAUAAACGGUUCGAGAGAUAUGGUAAAGGCGUGGGUGGGAUCGUGACACGACAAACUAUAUAUGUAAACCUUCCUUGAGCUUCAACGAAUCUAUUACAAAAGAUUUCAUUGAGAUUGGUCGAAUAGUUUAGGAGUUAUUAGGGAACAUACAAACAUACAUUCUCUUUUAUUUAUAUAGAUAAGAUGUUAUAACACAAAUUAUCAGCAUUAUAGCUUCUGAAGUACGAUUUCGUCCACCUAAAAUUAUACGAAUUUCUUAGAAUUAAUUAAAUACUUAAGUACAUUAUAUUUUUGCUUCAUACAAAUGUAUGCUUUUUGUUUUUUUUAAUCAGUAUAGGUAUUUUAAUGAAAUUAUUAAAUAAAUCAAUUAUUUUUGCACCUGCAGAGCUCUUUGCGUAGGUACCUAUAGUUUUAAGUAAAAUAUUGUCGUCGAGUUUUUUGUUCCUGUCGCUCUGUCUAGUAUAACUGAAAUAAAUUUAAUUGUUUUGA
This is a messenger RNA of Leptidea sinapis, 8183 nucleotides long. It is a transcript of the gene Nadsyn, whose product is annotated as glutamine-dependent NAD(+) synthetase. Bases 181 to 2379 code for a protein of 732 amino acids. Gene Ontology annotation, biological process: NAD+ biosynthetic process. Gene Ontology annotation, molecular function: ATP binding; NAD+ synthase (glutamine-hydrolyzing) activity; glutaminase activity. The record is from RefSeq and is a predicted model, not a curated record. NCBI's taxonomy places the organism in Eukaryota, Metazoa, Arthropoda, Insecta, Lepidoptera, Pieridae. The transcript is spliced from 13 exons. Gene Ontology annotation, cellular component: cytoplasm.